This is a messenger RNA of Letharia columbiana, 969 nucleotides long. RefSeq lists its product as uncharacterized. Bases 1 to 969 code for a protein of 322 amino acids. Gene Ontology annotation, molecular function: hydrolase activity. The transcript has a single exon. NCBI's taxonomy places the organism in Eukaryota, Fungi, Ascomycota, Lecanoromycetes, Lecanorales, Parmeliaceae. The record is from RefSeq and is a predicted model, not a curated record.
AUGGCCUCUCUACUCAUACCUCCACCCUCCCCCUUCGAGCCGCCUUCUAUCCCAUAUCGCCUGCUUAGCUCACCGCUGAGAUUCUUGACUCAGACGCUCUACAACCUUAUUCUAUUUCUGCGGGGCCCGUCUACCUCCAAGCCUCCAUCUUCAAGUCAAAUCCGUAUUGUCUGCAUUUCCGACACCCAUACACACAAACCUACUUUCCUACCUCAGGGAGACGUCCUAGUGCAUGCGGGUGACCUUACCAGUGACGGCACAGUUGCCGAGAUUCAAGAUCAGAUUGAUUGGAUAUCUUCUCUACCUUAUGAGCACAAGGUCGUCAUUGCUGGUAAUCACGACAGUUGGUUUGAUCCACGAGCAAGGCGGAAAACCGAUGCUGGCAAAGCGCCACGGUGGGGUGAUGUGCACUAUCUCCAGCACUCCAGCGUUCAGCUCACCUUUCCCAGUCAAGCGCACCGCCAGUUGCGCUUUUAUGGCGCACCACAAGUCCCCCAAUGCGGUGGGGAGGAUUUUGCCUUCCAGUAUCAUCGAAGCGACGAUGCGUGGUCGUACACCAUUCCACCAGAUGUCGAUGUCUUAAUCACCCAUACGCCACCAAGGCAUCAUCUGGAUCUGCCUGCCGGAUUAGGAUGCGAUUACUUGUCAAAGGAGGUCUGGAGAGUGAGACCCAAGGUACACAUCUUUGGGCAUAUACACGCAAGCCACGGUCGUGUACAGGUGUUCUGGGAUGAUACACAGAUACUGUAUGAAAAGUUGUGUUCGAGGGAAGUCAAGGGCGUGGUUAGGGAUAUGGUGGCCAUCCUAGCCUGGCUGGAUAUGAUGAAGUUGGCAAUGUACGGCAUUCUGAGUAUACUAUGGUAUAGAGUCUGGGGUGGAGAUGGAAGGGGGACGGUAAUGAUUAACGCGGCAUUGAUGUAUAGAAGUACAGGACGACUUGGGAAUCCUGCGCAGACUGUAAAUAUAUAA